Molecule: messenger RNA, 3891 nt
Organism: Lachnellula hyalina
Lineage: Eukaryota; Fungi; Ascomycota; Leotiomycetes; Helotiales; Lachnaceae
Product: putative transporter
Exons: 3
Coding region: 1-3891 (1296 amino acids)
Biological process (GO): transmembrane transport
Cellular component (GO): membrane
Molecular function (GO): ATP binding; ATP hydrolysis activity; transmembrane transporter activity
Source: RefSeq, a predicted model, not a curated record
AUGAGAAGACCGCCAGUAAGACUAUUACCACGGUCUAUAUAUAACCGCAGAUAUGGCACAUCAACAACUCGACUACCGAUAAUACGCAUUUCCAAUGGCACUUUCUACCGCCACCACCCCAACUCCAGCCUCGCAUCUACAACUCCCAAUCCACCCCUCUUCGAGAACCUCAAUUUCGAACUUCCGUCUUUUGCUUCCAAGAAAGAAUACUGGUCUAUUCUCGGCCCUUCGUCUUCUGGAAAGACAACAUUUCUACAAAUCCUAGGCGGUAAAUAUUUUUCCAUCCCACCUACGGCACGGGCCUAUCCAUACCUCGAAUCAGACGAGAUAGAGAAGAAAGACCACCAAUUGCGGAACCCAGAACGGGAUUUAAGACAUGUAGGAUUCGAUGGGGAACAAGGACUUGGUGGACAGGCGCCGCAGAGCGCGUAUCUUAGUGCGAGAUAUGAAUCUCGGAGAGAGGACACCGAUUUUAGCGUGCUAGAUUACCUGCAAGGAAAUACCGAGUUGAACCCUUCCCAGGAUAUCGGUGGUAAGAAAAUAGAUAUAGCAAGUUUGGAGCGUGUGAUUCGAGAUUUAAGCCUGGAGGAUUUGGUUGACAUGCCCGUCUCGAAUCUCAGCAAUGGUCAGACUCGUCGAGCUAGGAUUGCUAGAGCAUUGCUGGGGAAGCCGGAAGUUUUGUUACUCGAUGAGCCGUUCAUGGGACUGGAUCCGCCGACGCUGUUGAGUCUGAGUCCUAUGUUGCGCGGUUUGGCUGAGGCGAAUGCUCCGAGAUUGGUAUUGUCUCUUAGGCCUCAGGAUCCGAUUCCGGACUGGAUCACCCACCUAGUAUAUCUCAAAGGCAAUUGUCAAGUUGCAUUCAAAGGCGCCAAAGCAAAGGUCCUGGAGCAAGUGAAGGAUUAUGUCGGGGCUGUUAAGAAUGGUGAUAUUGAACCUGAUGUUCAAAUGCAUCUCUAUUCCAUGCUUGAGGUGGGCCGUUCUCUUACAGAAUAUGGAGUUAUUGAUGCCGGCCCGCCUCCAAGUAGUCGUCUCUCUCCUCAUCAUCACCAAAACCCGUGGAGAGUUAUGACGGAUGAUACUUUUGAUAUCAAAAGGCUUACGCCUACAGAGCUCCAACGUUACCAAGAAGCAAAAAGAAGAUUGGAUGAAGACCCGGAGAAUGUAAGUAAAGAUGAUAAAGUAAUUCUUGGAUCGUCUCCUCGAAAAGCUGCCAUGGAGACGGCUACUUUAAGUCGAGAUGGUUACUUGCUAAAGGAUCUCCAAUCACCGGAAAUUGGCAGUCCACUCAUUGAGAUGGAAGGCGCUUCGAUUUCUUAUGGAUCUAAACGUGUGUUGGGCAAUUGGAAGCAGGAAGUGGAUGGAGAGCUCCGAGACGGUUUGUGGUGGACUGUGAAGCGCGGCGAGAGAUGGGGAAUCUUUGGACCAAAUGGAUCUGGGAAAACAACUAUCCUCUCGCUGAUAUGCUCCGACCACCCCCAGACUUAUUCUCUCCCUAUACGACUAUUUGGUCAGUCGCGCCUACCAGAACCAGGCCGGCCUGGAAUCUCCAUCUUUGACAUUCAAGCUCGAAUUGGCCAUUCGAGCCCCGAAAUUCACAAUCACAUUCCUCGGUCACACACUCUUCGCCAAGUCCUAGAAAACGCAUGGUCUGAUACUUUCCGAGGAGUUCCUAAACUUGAUGCAAGUGCAAGCGACAAAAUAGAUGCUUGUUUAAGAUGGUUUGAACAAGAUUUCCGGCCCGGUGUGGAUACAAGCCAAGAGUCUGCUGAGGAGGUUCAACUGCUGAAAUCUCAGAAAAGCCAUCUAGCUUCAUCAACAAUCAAAGCUCCAGUAGAAGCUGAGGUUGAGUCAAGACCAACUUGGGCAGACGAUCUUCUUUUCGGUGGCUUGCCAUUCUCCGCACAACGAGUUGCCCUCUUUCUCAGAGCUAUCAUCAAACAGCCAGAUCUUGUCAUACUAGACGAGGCUUUCAGUGGUAUGGACGAUGGGGUGAGAGACCGAUGCCUGUUAUUUCUUGCCCAUGGAGAGGCCAAGAUUUUAUCUUAUGUCACGGCUCACCACUCGGGGUCUCCCAGCAUAAAAUCUCGGCAACCAAGGUUUGCAGAGUCUGCUAUUUCAAAAGCCGGAAUGGUCAAGGUAGGCGGGUUGGCGAAAGAUCAAGCGUUAAUUUGUAUUAGCCAUGUUCGCGAGGAGAUACCCGGGAGCAUCCGAGAAUGGAUAUGUCUCCCAGAAGCGAAUACUGCUAUGGAAUCCCGCCACACCCCAAUCCAAGAGCUCUCCCCAGACUCUAGCUCCCGCUCCCCCUCCAAUACCCAAUUGACGCCUGAUACCGACUCAGAUGGUUCGGAUCUCGAGCUGAGCGAGAUGGGCGAAAGCCAUAAGUUGCAGCGCCGGUCCAGCGAUCCAGAGAAAGUCUGGGAUGCGGAGGGCGGGGAGGACGAUGAUGUGGGGGAAGAGGGGGAAUAUCCGGAUAAUAGUGGACGGAGACGCAGAGCUAGUGUCUCGACUGUGCAGUCGUAUCAAUUGUACACUCCGGAUGAGGAACGGGCUGUUGUGCGGAAAUUCGAUAGGAAACUUGUCUUGUUCGUCGCGUUGCUGUAUAUGCUUUCAUUUCUGGACCGAUCAAAUAUUGGAAAUGCCAAAAUUGCUGGCCUGGAUAUAGAUCUAGAUCUUGAUUCUAAUCGAUAUGAAUGGGUUAUAACGGCCUUUUAUAUUGCGUAUAUCUCUUUUGAGUGGAUGUCCAUUUUAUGGAAGAUCGUCCCUGCGCACAUCUACAUAACAGCCAUAGUCCUCUCCUGGGGUCUCAUCGCGUCUCUCCAAAGCGUAGCAACCUCUUUCGCCGGCCUUCUCGUGCUACGCAUUCUCCUUGGAAUAGGAGAGGCAGGCUUCACAGGCAUCCCAUUCUACCUAUCCUUCUUCUUCAAGCGCGAAGAACUAGCCCUCAGAACCGGAUUCUUCAUCUCCGCCGCUCCCCUAGCGACCUCUUUCGCAAGUACAUUGGCAUGGGCCAUCAUCGCCCUCGGAAAACACGGCCCCAUCGCUCCCUGGCGCCUCCUCUUCCUCAUCGAAGGCUUCCCCAGCGUCCUCGUCGCCGUCAUCGCCUGGAACAUAAUCCCUGACUCGCCCUCCACAGCACCCUACCUCACCGCGCGCGAAAAACGCGUCGCCCGUCUCCGACUCCGGAAAUCAAAGUCCUCUCACUCUAAAAAAGAAAGCAAAAACGGCUUGAAUGUAAAAGAGAUGCUGUCUACGAUCACAGAUCCCAAAACCUAUAUAACAGCUGCUAUGUUCUUCCUCACGAACCUCGCCUUCUCAUCCCUGCCCGUCUUCCUCCCAACCAUCAUCCACGAAAUGGGCCACUCCCCCAAACGCGCCCAAGCACUAUCCGCGCCUCCCUACCUAGUCGCCUUCCUCGCCGUCCUCCUAACAGCCCACCUCUCGGACAAACACCGCGCCCGCUCCGCCUUUAUAAUUUUCCAUGCGCUGCUCUCCGCGCUCGGCUAUGCGCUGAUCUGCAUCUCGGGUCGCUACGAGUGGAACAACUGGAUCAGGUACGCGGGCGUGUAUCCAGCGGCAGUGGGCUUCUUUAGCGUGGUUACGAUUGUCAUUACGUGGUCGAUUAAUAAUCAGGAGGGCGCGAGUAGACAGGGCGCUGGGUUUGCGGUGUUGCAAGUUAUUGGGCAGUGUGGGCCGUUGGUGGGCGUUCGGUUGUAUCCGGAGGAGGAGGCGCCGUUUUAUGUGCGAGGGAUGGGUAUUUGUGCGGGGGCUAUGGUGGGCGUUGCUGUUCUGGCGGGGGGCUUGAGGGUUUAUCUGGGAAGGAGGAAUAGGAGGGGUGAGUAUGGGAAAAUAGGGGAUAGAGGGGGGAAGGAGGCGUUUAUGUACAUGCUUUGA